This is a messenger RNA of Spodoptera frugiperda (fall armyworm), 3574 nucleotides long. RefSeq names its product F-box/LRR-repeat protein 15 (gene jet). Bases 80 to 898 code for a protein of 272 amino acids. The record is from RefSeq and is a predicted model, not a curated record. Lineage: Eukaryota; Metazoa; Arthropoda; Insecta; Lepidoptera; Noctuidae. The transcript is spliced from 3 exons. Gene Ontology annotation, molecular function: protein binding.
GAAGACAGAUUGAAGGACGAUUUGAUUGGAUUUGAUCCAAAAUGUUUUUCCAAGAAAAUUAGAAUAAAUCAAAAUAAACAUGAAGAGAAAUACACAGCUAUUUGAUUUGUAUUGGGAAGAUAUAUUAGUUACUAAAGUUAUACCGAACCUAACUCUAAGAGAAUGUUUCAAUUUUCGCUGUGUAUCGAAAACCUGCUUACAAAUUAUAAAUAUGUACUUUGCGAAGCUAAAAUCAUUGAAAUUGAUGAACAAGGGAUUUUCGCCUCACACGUUUAGUGUGCUAGCACUAACUUGCAAUAGACUGACAGUGUUGAACCUAAGUCGAUGUAUGUCUAUAACAGACAAUGAUUUAAUACCAAUGUUAAUGAGAAAUCAGAAAUUAGUAACUUUAAACUUGAGCCAGUGUAAAAACUUAUCUGCAAAAUGUCUGCAGCCCGUAAUCCUAUAUUGUAAUAACUUGCAAACAUUAAAACUUGCUCGCUGUGCGUGGUUGACUACGGGGGCUGUGGAGGCAUUAGCACUACACCAGUGUAUGUUGGAGGACGUUGACUUAUCAUACUGCGUCACAAUCUCGGAGAGCUGCAUAUUAAUAUUUGUAAAGAAGUUCCGCCACUUAAAAACCUUCAACUUGGAGGGGAAUAAGCAAGUGUCGGAUAAGUGCUUGUACGCACUGUCCAAGUACAGCACUUCGUUGAAGUUACUGAACCUCAGCGGAUGCACAGAAGUCUCAGACAAGGGUGUCAAGGCCUUAGCCAAUCAUAGUGCAAACCUGGAAGGUCUACUAGUCCGAGGAUGUAUGAAGGUAACGGAGAACAGUCUGAAGCUGAUGAGGAACAGGGUGCACCUGGACCGCAAGCCUGUGGAACCUGUCCCCGUGCCCAUCUACGUCCAGGUUUGAUUCAAAGGUGGUUGCAAUAAUUGUGUUAUCAUUUUUAAAUUCUGCCAUUUUUUUAAAUAAUCUUAAAGGACAAGCUUAGUAAAGAACUCCUUUUUGUAUUAUAGUAAGAAUUUUGGCAAAUUAAAAUUGUCUUCCCAUUAAAAGAAAAUAAUUUCAUGAACAAUAUUAUUAUUCUUCUCAGUUAUAAGCUUGACCUAACUUGACCGACUAUGACGAGGUUUAAAAGAAAAGUAUAUCUAGACCGUGAAUUUUUAACCGUCUUUCAACAACCGCAGUCUAAACUAAGCCUUGAUUUUAAUAUUAUUAAUAAAAUGUAGUUUUUUUUAUUAACUUUUCCUAGUCAUUGAAUGUAUGAAUUCGGCUGCCUUUGUUUGUAAGUUAAAAAUUCACAGUUCAGAAUCUAUAUAGUUAAUUUCUAUUUUACCUGUACCUAAAUUAUUUUGGAUGGGUGUAGUUUUAAUAUUUUAUUUAUAAAUGAGAAACAUGAAGCUGUGUAACGAUAUUAUUUUAGAUACUUAUGUUUAAAAGAGAAAAUGAAUGUCUGAGUAUUAUUAUUCAAUGUGCACAAUAUUUCAUGGCAAUGUGAUAAUUUAAUAAAUAAUUUGUGGUUAGUAUUAUAGUUUUUAGGAAACAGAACAUUUAUUCAAGCCCCACAGUUGGCCCAUGGCCACUCCAAGUAGAGAAAGAAUUAAAUAUUGAACACUUUACCCUUAGUACGAGUGGUAGUGGAGCUCUGAUUGGCCGGUUCGAAUGAACAAACCAAUCAGAACGGCCAACGGGCUCUCGUUUCGAUUACUUUAAACGUAAAGCAAACUCGUACUAAGGGUACGGAAUAUCUUUUCAUAUUGGUUUUUAAAAUUACUGUUAGUAAAUACAUAAGAUUUGUAUGCAAAGUGUAAGGUGGCUCUCUUAAUGUUAAAUGUUCUGAUAUUAAAAUUGUAUAUAAUCCUAAUUUAUGUUUUUAAUAAUUAAACUUAUCUGUUGUAUAUAAGGUCUAAUUUUGAAUGUGCCAACGUUUAGGGCUCCUUGAAGCUAGUAUUUAAUUGAUAAUUGACCUUAUUUAUUUGAUAUUAUAAAUGUAGAUAAGUGUGUAAAUGGAAAAACUAUCCAUCUGUAAAUUAAACCUUAAUGUUAUGGAAAUAAUAACUAUAUUCUGGUUGUUCAGCCAUUUUAAUUAGAAUCUUUGUGGUUGUUACUCUUCUCAUUAGGAGGUAGGCAAAAUGUGUCUGUGAUUAUUUUUGACUUUGUAAUUAUGUGUGCAAUAUUAGAUUUUGAAUGUUAGGUCGGAAAUCCUGACUUGGAAUAUGUAGAUUGCUGCAAAAAUUAUUUUAAAGAUGUCAUUGGAAAGAUUUAAUCUUAUUAGAGCUGUUGUCUUUCUUACAAGUUAAAUCAUGCCCUAUGUAAUGUACUAUUCUAGUUCUGAUAAAUGUUUUUCAAAAUAAUAAAAUUGUAUCACUGAUUUAUACUUUUCAACUUUAGAUCCUAUACUGAUUUGGUAUUUUAUACAUUUCUUUACACUCCUUUUUAAAUCUCAACUUUAAAGUAUUUUGGCAUGAAAAUUAAUUGAUAUUUUAUAAAUUUCUUGAUGCCUAUUUGUUCGUAGAUUGUUGUCUAAGGCCCCAAAUGUAGACUAUUGCUGUCUUAUGCUUGCAAAAACAAAGUCACCAUUUCUUUAUACACAGUGGCAUGUCAACAACCAAUUUAUUCCUUUCCCAAGUUUAACUUCCCUCUAAAAUUAAACAGUUAUUAAAAAUGGCAUCUGAAAUAAUUAUUCAUGACUGAGGUAGCAAAACCUUCAUCUAUUGGUUAUCACAUUACAAUGACAAAUAAAAACAAAUAUUACAUAAUAAUAUGUAAGUAUUAUAUAAUAAUAAUCAUUGUCUUCAUCGCGAGUGUAUAUAAACUCAUUUGUGUGAGAAAGCGUUGUAAAUCCAUUCCGUUGCGGAUUUGUCUUAAAUUUUGUACAUAUUAUAUAAAUAUUUUUUAAUGUUUUAGCUAACUUAAAACAAUGUAUCAUUUUUGAAAAGUUAAGCUUUGUCUCUUUUGCCCUAAUUAUAUUGGAGUUUAAGCUUUGUCUCUUUUGCCCUAAUUAUAUUGGAGUAACUAUAAACUACAUAUUGGGGCAAAAUCGUCUUAAUUCGUUCAUAAAUCAUUUAUUUAUCCCGCCUAUCGUGAUAAAAAGAAAAUUCAAAAAAAUAUCAACAUUUCCAGGCCAUUGAGUUGUUAAUAAUUUAGUUUUAGUAAUUCAACUUUAAUAUUUUUAAGAGAGGAAGUGUAUUGCGUAAAUAAAAACUUGCCAUAGUGAUAAUAAUGAUUGAUGCUUUGCUUUCUUUUUGGACCAAAUAAUAAUUAAUGUAUCUAAAUACUAUUGUAAGUAAUACUUAUUAUUUUCAUACACCUAUCAUUUAAAUAUAAUUUCAUAUUUUGUGUUAUUGACUGUUUUAUUUUAUAUUUAAACUAUGUACUAUAAAGAUCUUCCAUUGUAUGUUUGUCUUAAAAUUGUAGUGAUGGUUGUCUUCUGUGGCCAACACAAUUUUCAUAACAUAUUGUUACAUGAAUGUACCUAAAUAGAUGUAAAUUAAUGUUGUGUAUACCUGUUUGUAGAAUAUAUUUUUGUUGCGUAACAUUGUUUUACUUUAAUAUUUGAAAAAUAAGCUAUAGAUUUCCAUAAAUUGA